This is a messenger RNA of Saitoella complicata NRRL Y-17804, 1922 nucleotides long. RefSeq names its product MFS general substrate transporter. NCBI's taxonomy places the organism in Eukaryota, Fungi, Ascomycota, Saitoellomycetes, Saitoellales, Saitoellaceae. Gene Ontology annotation, cellular component: membrane. Gene Ontology annotation, molecular function: transmembrane transporter activity. The transcript has a single exon. Gene Ontology annotation, biological process: transmembrane transport. Bases 265 to 1731 code for a protein of 488 amino acids. The record is from RefSeq and is a predicted model, not a curated record.
CUUGGAAAUGUUGCGUAGGCUUAUCGAAAGCGCUCGGGGCUGGUCAUAGCUAACCCCACCUUUGGACCGCCCGUAUCACCGAAUCGGUGUCCAUCCUUAUUUCAUCUCGGGAGGGUGGUCCCGCGGUUGUCGCCGUUUCGCCUUGAUCAAGUGAUUGACACUUCUUAUCUCGACCGACCACGACUUCAUACGCGACGAGGUUAUAAGCAAGACCGCAUACCCAAUUGAUCUCCAACAUUCUCGAACCCUUCCAACUAUUUGGUCAUGGCUGCCGAGAAACAACUCAACAACGAAGACCUCGAGCUCACCAACUCUGGUGACCGCUCCCCCGAGGCAGUAUCCUCAAGCGACAUCUACAUCGACCCCGUCGCCGAAAAGAAACUCUUGUUCAAACUCGAUCUCGUUCUCACCCCCCUCAUCGGCCUCCUCUACCUCGUUUCCUUCCUCGACAGAUCCAACAUCGGAAAUGCCAAAAUCCAAGGCAUGCCCGAAGACCUUGGUCUCGUGGGUUCGCAAUUCAACGUCGCUACAUCGAUUUUCUACAUCACAUACUGUCUCUUCGAGACACCGAUGGCAUUGUUGCUCAAGAUUAUUCGUCCCUCGCGGAUGAUCCCGUGUGCGGUGAUUGCGUGGUCGCUGUGUACCAUCUUCACCUGUUUCGUGCACAACUACGCUGGUCUCGUCGCGGUGCGUCUCAUUAUGGGUGCAUGCGAAGCUGGUCUUUUCCCUUCGCUUAACUUGUACCUCACCAUGGUCUACAAGCGUGAAGAGCAGUCGAAGCGUCUCUCGUACCUCUUUACCGCCGCCGCCGUGUCUGGUGCUUUCGGUGGGUUGAUCGCGUAUGGUAUUUCGCAUAUGGAUGGCGUUGGUGGGUAUGCGGGAUGGAGGUGGCUUUAUAUCAUCGAGGGUGCUUUCUCUAUCCUCGUCGCUGUCCUCGUGUACUUCACACUCCCCGACGACCCCAAGCUCGCGUGGUUCUUAAACGAGGACGAGAGGGCUUUGGUCAGGGCCCGUCAAGAAAUCACCGCUCGCUACCGUGGAUCGGAGGAAUUCGACUGGGCCGAGACUCGUAAGGCCGCUCGUGACCCUAAAGUCUGGCUUUCGGCUGUUAUCCAGUUCUGCGCCGAUAUCUCCCUGUACGGCUUCUCUACCUUCUUGCCCGCAAUUAUCCGCGCAAUGGGUUACUCCUCCGUUCACGCACAGCUCUUGACCGUCCCCGUCUACCUCUUCGGCUCCUUCACUUUCAUCGUCGUCGCCAUCAUCGCCGAUCGCACCAAGAAGCGUUUCGGGAUUUUGCUGGUGAUGUCCAUCAUCAUGAUCAUCGGCUACAUCCUCUUCCUCACCGUCACCAAAGCCGGCGUACUCUACUUCGCAACCUUCCUCAUCGCAGCCGGAGUCUACAUUGGUCCCGGUCUCAACCUGGGCUGGCUCAACAUCAACGUUGCCGGACACUACAAACGUGCCACUGCGGUCGGAAUUCAACAAUCGCUCGGUAAUCUUGGUGGUGUCGUCGCUGGACAGAUUUACUACCAGAGUCCGAGGUAUUGGGUGGGGUAUGGAACGAGUGUGGGUGCGAUGGGUGUAGCUGUCGUUGGGUAUGUGUUUAUGUACAUUCAUUUGAAGAGGUUGAAUGCGGAGAGGGAUAGGGUUGAGCAGACGCCUGGGGCUGAUGCGAGUAAUUUUGCUGGGAAGACUGGGGAUGAGGAGUUGGAGUUCCGAUACCAGUUCUAAGCUACGAACAAAGGUGUGGGUGUGGGUUGAUGAGAAGGGAUGGCGAGUGUCAGUAUAUUACGGUGAUAUCCGGGAUCGGCCGGCGUUUAAGUGUUUAGUUUUCUCUCUGUUACUGAUUACCUUCCCUUGGAUUUUUAUGGAACGUUUUGGACGUUGGACUCGAUAGAUACCAAUGAAAUUAGUCAAUUGCC